Molecule: messenger RNA, 1443 nt
Organism: Myxozyma melibiosi
Lineage: Eukaryota; Fungi; Ascomycota; Lipomycetes; Lipomycetales; Lipomycetaceae
Exons: 1
Coding region: 1-1443 (480 amino acids)
Source: RefSeq, a predicted model, not a curated record
AUGUACGGGGGUAUUUCGGCACAAGAAGAGCAUAUUGCUGUACUGGAGCAGCAGCUCUCACGUUUGAAAGACGAGGUGUCGAGUCUCGAGCGAGAUAGAAACAUUGGGAUUCAAGAAAACGAGAGGCUAUACAACCAGAUCGAAUCGCUCGAGAAGGACAACGAGCAGCGGGGCAAGGACGCCGACCGAUGGAGGUACAGGUUCGUGACGGAGAAGCAGGAGACCGAGACCGCGAAGCAGCAGAUCGAGUCGCUGCAGCAUGCGGUCAAGAACAGGGAUCAGAGCAAUCGCGAGCUGGCAAGCUCCAAGAUCCAGCUGCUGUCUGAGGUCGAGGCUCUCAAAAGUCGACUGAAGGAACUAGGGGAGGAGACGAGGGCGCUUUCACAGAAUAAUUCGGAGCUGCUGGAGCAGCUUCAGGGGUACGAAGAUUACACAAAUGAGCUGCUGGAUGAGAUCAAGGCACUACAGAACCAGCAAUCGAGUCACGACAGUGAUCGUGAUGCGAGCUCGGAGGACGGCGAUCGGCAAGUACAGCUUGCGGACUCGAUUCCAGCACGACGGCUGUCUGACAGUGCGCCUAACCGGCGACUGUCUGACGAAUUAAGCGCAGAGCUCGUAGACCAAGACAGCCAGGGCGAUAUCAACGACGAGGACGACCGGAGCGGGCAGACGCUGAUCAAUGAUAUGGACGAUGUCUUGUUUGGAUUCGAGCUCGACGGCGCGUCGCCGGGCCACAGCGAUAUCCGGAGCGCGUUCGAGAAGCUGAAGAAGUCGAGCGGGUACGAGAGUAUUCGGCAGUGGUCUACGCCCGAGGAGCUCAACCAGGUUCUGACGGAGUUUAAGACCGUGGUGGCGAGUGUGAAUAUGCAGCUGCCGAAUGGGAAGGUGGCCAGUCUCGACGGCGAGGUUCUUACAGAGAAGCUGGGGAGUUUACAGACGGCGGUGGCGGCGCUGGCGAAGCAGCAGUUUUUGAUCCGACAGCUGCUGGAUGACGGUGAUAAAGUUAGCCAGAGUGUUGUGGUGAGUGAGAAUGCGAUGGCGAGUGAGAAUGUGAAGGAGAUGGACGUCAAAAAGGCCGAGGCAAAAGAGUCGUCGAGUGUGGUUAGCAGCGGGUUUUUAAGCGAGAGCGAGCUGGAGCGGGUAAGCAGGAUACCGGGGUUCAAGCUGGCGGUGUAUCUGGUGCCGGCGCCGAUGCUCGAGUCUUUCAAGAGCGAAAGUCGAGAGAUGCGAGUGCUUAUUCAGCUGUAUUUCUACGUGGUGGCAGUCUUGGGAUUGGCGUUGGCGGUUGGAAUGGUGGUGGGGUAUGGGGUGAGCCGGGUGUUGACGUCGGGUGGAGAGUGUUGCUAUUCGUCGGGACCGUGGUGGGUGGGAAGCCGGACACCGUUUGUGGAGAAGGCGAUGUAUAGGUUGGAGGAAUGGUAUCUUGAUAGGUAUGGUCGGUAG